This is a messenger RNA of Agelaius phoeniceus (red-winged blackbird), 3266 nucleotides long. RefSeq names its product glycogen phosphorylase L (gene PYGL). Gene Ontology annotation, cellular component: cytoplasm. The record is from RefSeq and is a predicted model, not a curated record. Gene Ontology annotation, molecular function: pyridoxal phosphate binding; glycogen phosphorylase activity. Lineage: Eukaryota; Metazoa; Chordata; Aves; Passeriformes; Icteridae. Gene Ontology annotation, biological process: glycogen catabolic process.
GGGAGGCAGCCGGGAAGAGCCCGGAGCGGGGGAAAGCGACCCCACACCAUUUCCAGAGGGAUUGCGGGCAGAGAGAGGACUCCCCGCCGCGAUGUCGCGGCCGCUGUCGGACCAGGAGCGGCGGAAGCAGAUCAGCAUCCGCGGCAUCGUGGGCGCCGAGAGCGUGGCCGAGCUCAAGCGCGGCUUCAACCGGCACCUGCACUUCACCCUGGUCAAGGACCGCAAUGUGGCCACCCCACGCGAUUACUACUUCGCCCUGGCCCACACCGUGCGGGACCACCUGGUGGGGCGCUGGAUCCGCACGCAGCAGUACUACUACGAGAAGGAUCCCAAGAGGAUUUAUUACCUCUCCCUGGAAUUCUACAUGGGGCGGACGCUGCAGAACACGAUGAUUAACCUGGGGCUGCAGAACGCCUGUGAUGAGGCUGUCUACCAGCUCGGGCUGGACAUGGAAGAGCUGGAGGAAAUCGAGGAGGAUGCUGGGCUGGGCAACGGGGGUCUGGGCAGGCUGGCAGCCUGCUUCCUGGACUCCAUGGCCACGCUGGGGCUGGCAGCCUACGGCUACGGCAUCCGCUACGAGUACGGCAUCUUCAACCAGAAGAUCCGGGAUGGCUGGCAGGUGGAAGAGGCUGAUGACUGGCUCAGGCAUGGCAAUCCCUGGGAGAAGGCCCGCCCUGAGUACAUGCUGCCCGUGCACUUCUACGGCCGGGUGGAGCACUCUGCCUCUGGUGCCAAGUGGAUUGACACCCAGGUGGUGCUGGCACUGCCCUACGACACGCCCGUGCCCGGCUACAUGAACAACACGGUCAACACCAUGCGCCUGUGGUCAGCCCGCGCUCCCAACGACUUCAACCUGCGCGACUUCAACGUCGGGGACUACAUCCAGGCCGUGCUGGACAGGAACCUGGCCGAGAACAUCUCCCGGGUGCUCUACCCCAAUGACAACUUCUUCGAAGGAAAGGAGCUGAGGCUGAAGCAGGAGUACUUUGUGGUGGCUGCCACCCUGCAGGACAUCAUCCGCCGCUUCAAAGCGUCCAAAUUCGGGAGCACGGACAGCGUCCGCACCGUGUUUGAUUCCUUCCCAGACCAGGUUGCCAUCCAGCUGAACGACACGCACCCCGCCAUGGCCAUCCCUGAGCUGAUGAGGAUUUUUGUGGACAUUGAGAAGCUGCCGUGGGAUAAGGCCUGGGACAUCACCAAAAGGACCUUUGCCUACACCAACCACACGGUGCUUCCCGAGGCCCUGGAGCGCUGGCCCGUGGACCUGGUGGAGAAGCUGCUCCCCAGGCACCUGCAGAUCAUCUACGAGAUCAACCAGAGACACCUGGAUCACAUCGCGUCCUUGUUCCCCAAUGACGUGGACCGGCUGCGGAGGAUGUCCCUGAUCGAGGAGGGGGACACCAAGAGGAUCAACAUGGCCCAUCUCUGCAUCGUGGGCUCCCACGCCGUCAACGGCGUGGCCAAGAUCCACUCCGAGAUUGUCAAGACUCAAGUGUUCGAGGACUUUGCGGAGCUGGAGCCGGAGAAGUUCCAGAACAAGACCAACGGGAUCACCCCGCGGCGCUGGCUCCUGCUCUGCAACCCGGGGCUGGCAGAGCUCAUCGCGGAGAAAAUCGGGGAGGACUACGUGCGGGACCUGAGCCAGCUGACCAAGCUGCACAAGUUUGUGGACGACGACCUCUUCAUCCGGGAGGUGGCCAAAGUGAAGCAGGAGAACAAGGUGAAGUUCGCGCUGUACCUGGAGAAGGAGUACAAGGUGAAGAUCAACCCUUCCUCCAUGUUUGACGUGCACGUGAAGAGGAUCCACGAGUACAAGCGGCAGCUGAUGAACUGCCUGCACAUCAUCACCAUGUACAACCGAAUCAGGAGGGAUCCUGCAAAGCUCUUUGUGCCCAGGACAGUGAUCAUUGGAGGCAAGGCUGCCCCAGGAUACCACAUGGCUAAAAUGAUCAUCAAGCUCAUUAACGCCGUGGCUCAGGUGGUGAACAACGACCCCGUGGUUGGCAGCAAGCUGAAGGUCAUCUUCCUGGAGAACUACAGGGUGUCCCUGGCAGAAAAAGUGAUCCCUGCGACCGACCUGUCAGAGCAGAUCUCCACAGCGGGCACCGAGGCCUCGGGGACAGGGAACAUGAAGUUCAUGCUGAACGGGGCUCUGACCAUCGGCACCAUGGAUGGAGCCAACGUGGAGAUGGCCGAGGAGGCUGGAGAGGAAAACCUGUUCAUCUUCGGCAUGAGGGUGGAGGAUGUCACGGAGCUGGACAGGAAAGGGUACAAUGCCCAGCUCUACUACGACCGGCUCCCGGAGCUGAAACAGGCUGUGGACCAGAUUAAAAGUGGCUUCUUCUCCCCAAAAGACCCCAACCUCUUCAACGACGUGGUCAACAUGCUCUUCCACCACGACAGGUUUAAAGUCUUUGCAGACUACGAGGCUUAUGUCAAGUGCCAGGAGAAGGUUAGCGAGCUGUACCUGAACUCCAAGGCCUGGACCAAGAUGGUGAUCAGGAACAUCGCGGCGGCUGGAAAGUUCUCCAGCGACCGCACCAUCAAGGAGUACGCCCGGGACAUCUGGCACGUGGAGCCCUCGGACCUGAAGAUCCCCCCACCCAACGAGCCCCGGGACGCGGGGCAGGACAAGACCCCCAAUGGCACCGCGGCCUAGGGGGGAGGCGAGCACACACACGCUGUACAAUUCCCUGCUGUCUGAGUCUCUGUGUUUGCUGCUGCUGCUGCUGCUGGCUUUCCCUAGGGGUGGGCAGGAGGGGAGGGGUUUUUAUAACUCAGGUGUCGUGUGGGAAGCGAAAGCACGUCGCCCUGUUGCUUGCAUUAGGUGCUGGAAAUAAAGAAGUGCCGUUGGAGUCCGGAGGGGGAUGUUUGCUGGAGGCUAAAAUUAGGGCUGGGCUUGCUUCCACCACCUGGGUGCAGCUGGACACAGCUGGCUGGGCCCUCACAGGCACUGCUGAAGCAGGAUAGGGGGGUGCCAGGCCCACCAGUGUGCCCUGGGAUGCUCCCAGUUGUGGCUCUGGUGGCCCAGCCCACAUCAGUGUCUCCAUCCCUCGAGUAACCUGCAGCAUCCUGGAGGCAGAGGGUGACUUUAAAAGUUUCUUAGUAGUUUUUAUUACUUACAGCAGUAAGUUCAGUGCCAUGGAGGGGGGGGUCCUGGAGUGGAUUUGAGGGAGCAUGGGAUCAGUGCAGGCAGCAAUUGGCAUCACUUCAUGUUUAAGAAGUCUCUGCAACAAGAUGUAAUAAAUCUUACACUAUGUCACUGA